This is a messenger RNA of Culex quinquefasciatus (southern house mosquito), 1282 nucleotides long. RefSeq names its product guanine nucleotide-binding protein G(f) subunit alpha (gene Galphaf). The record is from RefSeq and is a predicted model, not a curated record. NCBI's taxonomy places the organism in Eukaryota, Metazoa, Arthropoda, Insecta, Diptera, Culicidae. Gene Ontology annotation, cellular component: heterotrimeric G-protein complex. The transcript is spliced from 5 exons. Gene Ontology annotation, biological process: adenylate cyclase-modulating G protein-coupled receptor signaling pathway. Gene Ontology annotation, molecular function: G protein-coupled receptor binding; GTPase activity; G-protein beta/gamma-subunit complex binding. Bases 30 to 1241 code for a protein of 403 amino acids.
ACAUAAACAGACAGACAGGUGACCACUCGAUGACGAUUCGGUCUCAUUCGGCCCGUCGGACGUUGGCCGUGCGGAUCGAGAUGCGGCUGAAGGACUGCUUUCGGAGACCGUCGGAUGAAAUUUUGCGCAGAAAGCAGCUCGAGAAACGGCUCACGCAAAACAGCAUCAAGUUUAACAAUGCCGUUAAGAUACUGCUGCUUGGGGCUGGAGAAUCGGGCAAAACGACCAUCAUCAAGCAGAUGAAGAUUCUGCACGUGCAGAAUGGGUUCAGUUUCGAUGAACGUUUGGACAAGAUUCACGACAUCGUGGAAAAUAUUCACGAAUCGAUAUGGACGCUGGUUGAACACGUGGCACACAUGAAUCUGAAGUAUGACUCAAAGAAAAAUGAGUCGUACGCGAAAGAGCUACGCAAGCUAGGUUAUCGAGCCCCGUGGUACAUGACCAUGGAAUACGUGAAGAUGGUACGAGCUCUGUGGUCGGACAGUGCAGUCAAAACCUGUUUCAAGCGAUCCAACGAAUUCCAGCUAAUUGAUAGUGCAAAAUACUUUCUAGACAGAAUCGAGAAGAUUUCAAUGCCAGGAUACAUUCCAUCCAAUUCGGACAUUCUGAACUGCCGGAAAACCACAACCGAAAUUCAGGAAAUCAGCUUCAACAUUCAAAUGCCACGAGCUCUCGGCGGUGGAGGCUGUCAGGAGUUCCGAAUGAUCGACGUUGGAGGGCAGCGCAGCUACCGGAGCAAGUGGAUGCAAGUGUUCGAAGGCAUCGAUGCCGUUCUGUUUAUGAUCUCCUGCGGAAGUUUCGAUCAGACGUUGCGCGAGGAUUGCUCGCAGAAUCGUCUCGCGGAAGCGUUGGAGCUGUUCCGCGGGGUUUGGCAGAACCGAUUUCUCGCCGAAACGGGACUGAUUGUGUUUCUCAACAAGCAGGACAUUUUGGAGCAGAAAAUUCUCGCAGGAAAAUCGAUCGGAAAGUAUUUUCCCGAGUAUAAAGACUACGUGGCGGAAGACGCCGUGGAUGAUGCGGGAAUGUGCAACGAAUUUGCUCGAACGAGAUGUUUCAUUAAAUCGAAAUUAGUGGAUAUCACCAACGAACCUCUCCGAAGGACAUCCCACAUGACACCGAGGAAACGGUCAUGUUACUAUCAUUUUACAAUCGCCACGGACACCAACAACGUCAGGAUUGUGUUCAGUGAUGUUCAUAACAUUAUUUUAGCAAGAAAUUUAGAAGAAAUCGAUCUGCACUAAUUAAAUAUAUAUUUGGCCUUUUUGGUAAAAAACUUUGGUUC